AUGAAGCUAUUGGCUGUGAUCGCGUUGGUGCUUUGCACUUUGAGCGUCAAACCUCUGGAAAUGGAGAGUGCCAAGAUUUUGGCUACCUUUCCGUUUUCAGGGCGCUCUCAGUACAUCUUUAUGGAGACCUAUUUGAAGGCUUUAGCCGCAAAGGGCCACCAGGUGACAGUGAUCAAUGCCUUCAGAAAUAAGGCAACUCCGAACAUGAGGUUCAUCGAGGCUAUGAAGGGUCACGAAUUCUCUGACGAAAUGUUGGGUUUGCUCAAUGAACCUUUCUUUUGGCAGCAACUUAAGGCAAUGGAUUAUAUUGUGGCUAAAUUCACCGAGAUAACACUGGAAGAUGAUAGUGUCAAGCAGCUGCUGAACUCCGGAGAAACCUUUGAUCUGGUGUUGGCUGAGAUGAUCCAAAUGGAACCACUGUAUGCAUUUGCUCAGCAUUUCAAUGCCACUCUGGCUGGAUUCUCUAGUUUUGGAACAGACAACCACGUCGAUGGGGUUAUGGGAAACAUAUCUCCCAUGUCGUAUAACGCAAUUGCUAGCUCUCCCCGCACCAAUCGGAUGACCUUUGUUGAACGGUUGAGCAAUGUCUACGAAACUGUGGUUCAGGAAGUUUACCGGCAUUGGAUUCACUUGCCAGCUAUGGAAAAGAUGUUCAAAAAGUACUUUCCAAACUCCAAGAAAACCAUGACUGCGGUCUUGGACAGUUUUUCAUUCAUACUGCUGGGCCAGCACUUCUCCCUAAGCCAUCCGCGGCCCUACUUGCCCAACAUGAUCGAGGUCGGAGGAGUGCACAUUUUCCACAACCCGAAGCCCCUGCCCGAGGACAUAAAACAGUUUAUCGAGAGCUCUCCCGAGGGUGUCAUCUACUUCUCCAUGGGAUCCAAUGUGAAGAGCAAGGAUCUUCCCCAGGAAACUCGGAAUACUCUGCUGAAAACCUUUGCGAAACUGAAACAACGCGUGCUAUGGAAAUUUGAGAUUGAUGAGUUGCAGGGAAAGCCGGCGAAUGUACUGAUCAAGAAGUGGUAUCCCCAACCAGACAUCCUGGCCCAUCCCAAUGUGAAGGUGUUCAUCACUCACGGAGGUCUGUUGAGCACCACAGAAAGUGUGUACUUUGGCAAGCCGGUGUUGCAGUUACCUUGCAUCUACGACCAGCAUAUGAACGUGAAGCGUGCCCAGCGAAUGGGAUUUGGAUUGGGACUGGAUCUCAAUAACCUGAAGCAAGAGGAAUUGGAAAAAGCCAUCAAAACACUCCUUACAGAUCCUAGCUACGCCAAAGCAUCGGCCGUCAUUUCGGAGUUGUAUUGGGAUCAACCGGAGCCAGCUCUCGAUCGAGCAAUCUGGUGGACGGAGUAUGUUCUUAGGCACAAGGGUGCUCCCCACCUGCGAGCAACAUCCCGGGAUCUCACCUUCAUUCAACUUCACAGCCUGGACACCUUGGCUGGGCUUUUCGGUGUGCCUCUGCUAGUUGCACUCAUCCUCCUGAAGUUAUCUUAUAAAUUACUGCGCGGCAAAAGCCAGAAGUGCCCGCAUGCAGAUAAGCUUAAGAAUCAAUAG
Messenger RNA from Drosophila kikkawai, 1554 nucleotides. Its product is annotated as UDP-glucosyltransferase 2-like. The record is from RefSeq and is a predicted model, not a curated record. NCBI's taxonomy places the organism in Eukaryota, Metazoa, Arthropoda, Insecta, Diptera, Drosophilidae. Gene Ontology annotation, molecular function: UDP-glycosyltransferase activity.